AUGGGAAAAGCCAAAAAAGAAAAAAAUAGAAUUGCAAGAGAACAAAGUAAGAAAGGAGGAAAUGGACAAGUCAAGAGAGGAAGUGGUGGUACUAGUGGCGGUGCUGGCAACUUAAAGGUUAAAGGUGAAAAUUUUUAUCGGGAUGCUAAAAAAGUAAAAUUUAUGAAUAUGAUUAAAUCGGGUAAGGCAAUACGAAAUGCAAAAGGGAAAAUCGUAAAAGAAGCUCCAUUUCAAAGUAAAAAGGCUGUAACCGGAAGAGUUCAACCAAAUAGAAGAUGGUUUGGUAAUACUAGAGUCAUUGGACAAAAAGAAUUGGAAGCUUUUCGUGAAAGUUUAGGAUCAAAAGUUGAUGACCCAUAUCAAAUUCUUCUUCGACAAAAUAAAUUACCAAUGAGUUUAUUAACAGACCCAACAAAGGUAUCAAGAAUGCAUAUGUUGGAGACUGAAAAAUUUUCAGAUGCUUUUGGUCCAAAGGCACAACGAAAGCGUCCAAAAAUAAAUGUAAAUUCUUUAAAAGAUUUAGCAUCAAACACAAAUGGAUCAAUAGAACAAUACACUGAAAAAAAUGACUCAUCACUUCUUUCUAAUGUCAUAACUGAUUGGACAGAAGAAGCUCGUGACAGUGUAUUCUCAAAAGGAAAAUCAAAGCGUAUAUGGAAUGAGUUGUAUAAAGUUAUCGAUUCUUCUGAUGUUGUAAUUCAUGUAUUGGAUUCUCGUGAUCCAAUUGGAACCAGAUGUAAAAACGUAGAACAAUAUUUGAAAAAAGAAUCAAAUCAUAAACAUUUGAUAUUUUUAUUGAACAAAUGUGACCUUGUUCCUACAUGGUUAAUGGUAUUAGUAUUUAUUAGAGUUGUUAAUGAUUUUGUUGGUGUUGAAGAUAAUUUUGGAAAUGCUGUUGUUAAACUUUGA
This is a messenger RNA of Entrophospora sp. SA101, 909 nucleotides long. Lineage: Eukaryota; Fungi; Glomeromycota; Glomeromycetes; Entrophosporales; Entrophosporaceae. The record is from the annotation of a GenBank genome assembly.